Phragmites australis (common reed) is the source of this 1225-nucleotide messenger RNA. RefSeq lists its product as uncharacterized. The transcript has 2 exons. NCBI's taxonomy places the organism in Eukaryota, Viridiplantae, Streptophyta, Magnoliopsida, Poales, Poaceae. The record is from RefSeq and is a predicted model, not a curated record. Bases 201 to 1058 code for a protein of 285 amino acids.
UCUCUCGUCAGCUUUACGCUUCUCUGAUUCCGCGUCCUUAUCUCGUCGCCAUGAUAAAGCAAUGAUUCGGUUGUAAUCGAACUAGAUCACUCGACACACACUCCUCCCCUGCAGCGCCGACCCCACGCGGAUCCGAGGGCGGGCCGGGCGUUCUCGGCGAACAGCGCGAGGAAGCCGAGCUGACCACCAGCUUGCCGUCGAUGGGGUCGUUCAAGGGCCACGUGCUGCCGGGGACGCUGUUCCUGGCGGUGGGCCUGUGGCGGGUGUGGGCGUCCGUCGCGCGCUUCGCCGCCGGCCCUUCGUCCUUCCGCGUCCGCGCCUGGAACCCCGUCUCGGCGGGGCCGGCGCCGCUGCGGCUUCUGGAGCUGUACGUGGUGGCCGGCGGCGCGUUCGCGGACAUGUGCGUGGAGGUGCUCUACUCCACGCACCUCCGCAUCUUCGCCGGCGGCGAGGUCAACCCGGCCCACCUCAACGACCUCGAGCACGGCGGCAUGCUCCUCAUGUUCUUCCUCUUCGGGGCGCUCGCCCUUCUCUCCCAGAAAACCAGGUACCUGCCGCUGUCGGACGGCGCGCUGAGCCUGGUGGCGGCGACGGCGUUCACAGCGGAGUUCCUGCUCUUCUACUUCCACUCCACGACCCACAUGGGCCUGGAGGGCUACUACCACUACCUCCUGGUCAUCCUCGUCGGCCUCUGCAUCCUCGCCACAGUCCUCGGCGCGCUCCUGCCCGCCAGCUUCCCCGCCGACCUCGGCGCCGGCGUGCUCAUCGCCCUGCAGGGCCUGUGGUUCUACCAGACCGCACUAACGCUGUACGGUCCCAUGCUCCCCGCCGGGUGCAGCCGGGACGCCGACGGCCACGUCGACUGCCGGAACCGCGCCGCGCAGGAGCGCGCCGAGCAGGUCGCCAACUUCCAGCUGUUCGGGAUCGUGUUCCUCGCGUUCGUGUACGUGCUCGGGUGCUACGCCGUCGCCUCCGCGAGGUACGGACACCCGGACCUGACGACGACGCAUGGCAAGCACGUCGCCGGCGCCGGCUCCGAGGAGGAGUGCGCGAUCUAGCGGCCAUUGCUGCUGCGUUCUUCUUGGAUUUGGUAUAGGAGUGAAUAUAUGUUCAGAAAUGGCUGAGCUGUUCGGAGUUUCAGAAUUGAGCUCAGCUAAGGGUACGCAGUGUACAUUGGGAUUAAUUACAGCAAAAUAGCCAAAUAUUUUGGCACAAAUUCACCAAA